AUGGCAACGCCACAAUGCGUUUCGUACGACCCGGAUAUUGUCACGUCUCUUGGUUAUAUCGUGGCAGGUGUCAUAUUCAUGGUUCUCUUCGCCGGCCUCUUUGCAGUUCAUGUAUGGCAAGGACUUAAAUAUAAAAGCCUCUGGCUAGGGUUGGCCUCCUCACUAGGUGCAUUCGGGGAAUUUACCGGAUGGCUCGCCCGUACAGUAGCCUGGCGCUGUCUAUACUCCGUGAGGCUGCUGGAGAUGCAGCUUGCUGCUCUGAUAAUGGCCCCCGCCUUCACAACAGCCGGCAUCUACGGUGUCCUCGGCCAGAUCGUUUUCAUUAUCGGCCAGGAUAAAUCCCCUCUUACACCAAAGCAAUACCUGGUAAUCUUCAUGACGGUCGACUUCUGGAGUCUUCUUCUCCAAGCUGUGGGCGGUGGCAUUACUAGUGCUGCUUUCGGCGCACACACUUCCUACUGGCCAGGAACCUACACAAUGGUAACAGGAAUAAUCUGGCAACUCGUCUCAACCUGCGUUUUUACUACCUUACUCGAAUACGUGAUCUAA
Messenger RNA from Aspergillus costaricaensis CBS 115574, 549 nucleotides. RefSeq names its product putative RTA1 domain protein. Lineage: Eukaryota; Fungi; Ascomycota; Eurotiomycetes; Eurotiales; Aspergillaceae. The record is from RefSeq and is a predicted model, not a curated record. Gene Ontology annotation, cellular component: fungal-type vacuole; plasma membrane. The coding region runs from base 1 to 549 and encodes 182 amino acids. The transcript is spliced from 2 exons.